Paralichthys olivaceus (Japanese flounder) is the source of this 1724-nucleotide messenger RNA. NCBI's taxonomy places the organism in Eukaryota, Metazoa, Chordata, Actinopteri, Pleuronectiformes, Paralichthyidae. The record is from RefSeq and is a predicted model, not a curated record.
GCAGGAAAGGGUAAAGAAGUGAGAGGGGUCGCCAACAAGAGCGUUUUCAUGGACGCACAACAGAGUAAUGGAGCCUCCUUCGCAGACCCCAGAGAAGAAGAAGGGAAUACAACAAGGUGGCAUUACAAUAUUUCUGUCUUUGUGUAUAUACCUCUUCCCUGGUCUGGUGCAUGUGUGUAUACGUGUCCACGUGUGCUCUCUGUGUUAUUCUUCAUAGACGCUGACACCACGGUCUACAUGAAUUUCAUGAAGAGCCACUGCUGCUACAACGCCAUUCCAACCAGCUGCAAACUGGUCAUAUUUGACACCAAGCUACAAGUGAAAAAGGCUUUUUUUGCACUGGUGGCAAACGGCUUGAGAGCUGCUCCUCUAUGGGACAGCGAGCUGCAAAGAUUUGUGGGCAUGCUGACGAUUACGGAUUUCAUCAACAUCCUCCACUGCUAUUACAAGUCUCCUCUGGUUCAAAUGUACGAGCUGGAGAGCCACAAGAUUGAGACAUGGCGAGGUGAUUCAUUUCAAAAUGUCUUCCUACAGUAUUCCAAUCACUUCCUCAUUAGUAUUUCCCCAGAGGCCAGCCUCUUUGAAGCCACCUAUUCCUUACUCAAACACAAGAUCCACAGGCUGCCCGUCAUCGAUCCUGAGUCUGGAAACGUCCUGCACAUCCUGACCCACAAACGAAUCCUCAAGUUCCUCCAUAUAUUCGGUAAAAAAGUUCCCAAGCCUGCGUUCAUUCGGAGGCAGAUCCAGGAGCUUGGGAUCGGGACGUUCAGGAACAUCGCCACCGUUCAACAAAUGGCGCCACUUCACGAGGCCCUCGCCAUAUUUGUAGAGCGGCGGGUGUCUGCACUGCCGGUGGUGGACGAACAGGGUAAAGUGGUGGCGCUCUACUCGAGAUUUGAUGUGAUUAAUCUUGCAGCCCAGAAGAGUUACAACAAUCUGGACAUGACGAUGCUGGAAGCCGUUCGCAGGCGCGUGUGUUUCGUCGAGGGAGUUAUCAAGUGCUAUCCCUAUGAAACCUUGGAGACAAUCUUAGACCGGAUUGUCAGCGCUGAGGUCCAUCGGCUGGUCCUGGUGGACAGGGCAGAUGUGGUGAGGGGCAUCAUCUCUCUGUCUGACCUGCUGCAGGCCAUGGUCUUAUCCCCUGCAGGUAUUGACACCCUUUUGUCCUAGCACCAGACGACAGGGGGGUCCCCUUCCCUCCUUUACUGCUUUGUGUAGGCAUGAGUCCUGGCCAUGUGCUCAGGCAGCUCGGCCCUGGAGCCCCUCUUCUGUCCCAGCCUGUUGUCUCUCUGACCCCUCACAUCAUCUUGUCAUGCACAAAAGAAAACAUCUUCCACAUUUGGCGGAGCGCCUUAACAAGCAGAUGACCAGAUCUUGCAGCCGGAACACGAGACAUGUGCAUGUGCUUCCAGUCAAGCAAGCAGGGACCACCUUUUGUUUUUUGGUCUCAUGACUGAGUGGAACGACAGCAGCUUCCCUUCAUGUCUUUCAGAAAUCGCCAUCUGAUUAAAAUGAGAGAUCACAAGAGGAAGAAAAAAAACUUUUUGCCUGUGCUGCUCUUUACAUGAAUAUAAUGUCUGGGCCUGUGUUAUACUCAAGCAUUGAUAUUGUGAUGAAUCUCUGUAGGUCUUCUCCUGCACUGUUAUUGGCUGCAUUUUGAUCAAAUUGAUCAAUAUUUGUUUACUCAAUAAGAUAUAUUUCUGUAUUAAACAUUUAUAGCAAAA